Molecule: messenger RNA, 5619 nt
Organism: Cyprinus carpio (common carp)
Lineage: Eukaryota; Metazoa; Chordata; Actinopteri; Cypriniformes; Cyprinidae
Product: neuropilin-1a
Exons: 17
Coding region: 713-3493 (926 amino acids)
Biological process (GO): angiogenesis; axon guidance; vascular endothelial growth factor signaling pathway
Cellular component (GO): membrane
Molecular function (GO): semaphorin receptor activity; vascular endothelial growth factor receptor activity
Source: RefSeq, a predicted model, not a curated record
AAAGGACAGCAGCACCCGUGCCACACUUCUACAGCGCGCGAGGGCUGGACAGUGUCUCACAGAGGUCUCUGGGCUCUUAUAUACGAGAGGUUGGGCUCCGUAUAGGUCGGGCUUUGCAUAUGUGUAAUCAAACCAAUGAGAAUGCCCUGCGCGUCUGGCACACGGCAGAGCAACAAACUCUAGGAAGAAGAGAAGCGUAAUUUAGGGGGUGUAUCCCUUGUUUAAGACGCUGUUAUGGCAAAGCCAAUCGCCAGAUGUUUGUGUUCCUCACUCAGAUUUUGAGACUAAGCAGAACGCCGGGUUACUACGCGGAGGCUGAUUCGCGUAUCCAAGCCACUUUCAGCCAAAGUCUAGCUACACGCGAUAUCUCUCGCCCACUUUACGCACAGGAUUACGCACGUUUGAACGUCUAUUUCGCGGAGCUGCAACGUUUUGUUCUGUCAUUCUUUAACAGGCUGAAGGAAAUGGGAAAGGAGAGAGGAGCGCGGCUGGGAGAGCGCAGAGGAAACCAGAGCUGAAUGGCAGGAUGCAAGCGAUCUGAAGACGCACAAAACCCUGCAUUUCUACAGCUCUCAGACCCUUUUACGCCUUCUUUUGGUUUCCUUCCUUGCGAACGAGAGGAAUUACCCCAAUACGACCAUUUAAGGAUUUUAUUUUUUCUCAGUUUUUCAGAUUUGUAUUAUUUUCACACGCAGAACUCAAGGAAUCGAGGAUGCAUUGUGGAUUAGUGUUGAUCCUCUUUACGGGAAUCUUUCUCGUCGUCAGUGCUUUAAAAAAUGACAAAUGUGGGGACAAUAUCAGAAUCACUAGCGCAAAUUACCUCACUUCACCCGGUUAUCCGGUGUCUUACUACCCGUCUCAGAAAUGCACAUGGGUGAUUACAGCUCCAGGACCGAACCAGAGGAUUUUGAUCAACUUCAACCCACACUUUGACCUGGAAGACAGAGAGUGCAAAUAUGACUAUGUGGAGGUGAGAGAUGGAGUGGAUGAGAGCGGCCAGCUGGUCGGGAAGUACUGUGGGAAGAUCGCUCCCUCUCCUGUGGUCUCCUCUGGGAACCAGCUCUUCAUCAAGUUUGUGUCUGACUAUGAGACUCAUGGCGCUGGCUUCUCCAUCCGCUACGAGAUCUUCAAAACGGGUCCAGAAUGUUCCAGGAACUUCACCUCCAGCAGUGGAGUCAUCAAGUCGCCGGGUUUUCCGGAGAAGUACCCCAACAACCUGGAUUGCACGUUCAUGAUCUUUGCUCCCAAGAUGUCGGAGAUCGUUCUGGAGUUCGAGAGCUUUGAGCUGGAGCCAGACACGCAGCCACCCACUGGAGUGUUCUGCCGCUACGACCGCCUGGAGAUUUGGGACGGCUUCCCUGGAGUUGGUCCAUAUAUUGGGAGAUACUGUGGACAAAAUACUCCAGGACGGAUCAUAUCCUACACUGGAAUCUUGGCUUUGACAAUCAACACAGACAGUGCUAUUGCGAAAGAGGGAUUCUCAGCUAAUUUUACUGUGCUGGAAAGGACAGUCCCAGACGACUUUGACUGCACCGAGCCUUUGGGUAUGGAAACUGGGGAAAUCCAUUCCGACCAAAUCAUGGCCUCAUCCCAGUACAACCCCAGCUGGUCUCCGGAACGAUCUAGACUCAACAACCCUGAGAACGGUUGGACCCCUGCGGAGGACUCAACUAAAGAAUGGAUCCAGGUUGAUCUUGGAUUCCUGCGCUUUGUCUCGGCGAUCGGCACACAGGGAGCCAUCUCUCAAGAGACCAGCAAGAGGUACUAUGUGAAGUCCUACAAGGUGGAUGUAAGCUCAAACGGAGAAGACUGGAUAACUAUUAAGGAUGGCCCAAAACAGAAGAUUUUCCAAGGGAACACCAACCCUACUGAUGUAGCGAGAGCCAUGUUCCCCAAGCCCACGUUGACGCGAUACCUCCGGAUCCGACCCUACUCCUGGGAGGCCGGCAUCGCCCUGCGCUUCGAGGUGUAUGGAUGCAAAAUCUCAGAGUACCCAUGUUCUGGAAUGUUGGGAAUGGUCUCAGGCCUUAUCGCAGACUCUCAGAUCACAGUUUCGUCCCACACCGAGCGCACCUGGGUGUCAGAGAAUGCCCGUCUGCUGACCAGCCGUUCGGGAUGGAUGUUGUUGCCGCAGCCCCAGCCGUAUGCGGAUGAGUGGCUGCAGAUAGAUCUGGGUGAGGAGAAACUGUUCCGAGGGUUGAUCAUCCAGGGAGGCAAACACCGUGAUAACAAGGUAUUCAUGAAGAAGUUUCGGCUGGGCUACAGCAACAAUGGAUCUGACUGGAAAAUGGUGAUGGAUGCAACUGGCAACAAGCCCAAGAUAUUUGAGGGGAAUCUGAAUUAUGACACGCCAGCAUUGAGGACAGUGGAGCCUAUAUUGACACGCUUUGUUAGGGUGUACCCAGACAGAGCCACUCCUGCUGGGAUGGGACUUAGAUUGGAACUCCUGGGCUGUGAAAUGGAAGUUCCCACAGUGCCCCCAACUACACCCGCUUCCUCCACCGUGCCAUCAGACGAGUGUGAUGAUGACCAGGCCAACUGCCAUAGUGGAACAGGUGAUGACUACGACCAGACAGGUGGAACCGCUGCGCCAGAGACAACCACAGAGACAAGUACGGUUCCAGGUGAGAAAGCGUUCCUGUGGUUUGCCUGUGACUUUGGCUGGGCCAGUGAUCCUUCAUUCUGUGGCUGGAUGUCAGAGGACAGCGGUUUCAGGUGGCAGAUCCAGUCCAGCGGCACCCCGACUCUGAACACCGGCCCAAACAUGGACCACACUGGUGGAUCAGGAAACUUCAUCUACACACUGGCCACAGGUGCUCAGGAGACAGAAGUGGCUCGGUUAGUGAGUCCAUCCGUGUCGGGCCAGGACUCGGACCUGUGCUUGUCCUUCUGGUAUCACAUGUUUGGCUCUCACAUCGGCACGCUACACAUCAAACAGCGCAGAGAGAGCAGCCAGGGCUCAGCUGAUGUCCUGCUCUGGACGGUCAGCGGUCAUCAAGGCAACCGCUGGAGGGAGGGCCGCGUGCUCAUACCCCACUCCAAUAAACCCUACCAGGUGGUAAUUGAAAGCGUAGUGGAGAGGAAGAGUUGGGGAGACAUUGCUGUGGAUGACAUCAAAAUCUUAGACAAUACAAACCAUACCUCAAUGCAAAACCCAGAUGUCCCAGCAGAGCCAAUUUUACCUGAAGACAACUUCAAUGAAAUCAUCGUGGACAUCACAGACUUCCCUGAGAUUGUGGAGAACCGUGAUAUCAGCGGCGCCGGAAACAUGCUGAAGACGCUGGACCCCAUCCUCAUCACCAUCAUCGCCAUGAGCGCGCUGGGGGUCUUCCUCGGCGCCAUCUGCGGCGUGGUCCUCUACUGCGCCUGCUCCCACAGCAGCAUGUCCGACAGGAACUUAUCCGCCCUGGAGAACUAUAACUUUGAGCUGGUGGACGGCGUCAAGUUAAAGAAGGACAAGCUCAACUCACAGAACACGUACUCAGAAGCAUGAGGCGCCGACCAAUGAGAGGAGACCUCUCCUCAGGGAGGGCGGGGCUAAAACAGACUGCCGAUGCCUUCCGGUUGGAGGAGGACAAGGCUCUGUGGUUCAGCGAACCAAUGGGAGGUCUGGGACUGAGCCAUGCUUUUCUCAGGAGCUGCAGUGAACAGAACCUACCAGUAGGGGACACUGUGUACAAACAUUGAAUACAUGGGGAAAAAACAAAAUGAAACAAAAUGAAAAAUAUGUACAGAUGAUUGAAAUUAUUAUUUUAAUUUUUUAUUUCGUAUUAUUUUUGUUUAAGCAUUUUUACAAUCAGAUGCUGGUGUUGAGACCAAUAUAUAAUAAUGUUAUAAAGUAUUUAUCUUUUUUUUUUUUUUUUUUUGGUAGGAGGAAAAAAAUCAUUUACUUUUAUUUUAAAAGAAAAAAAAAUGACCAUAUAUGGCCAUGGGAAGGUAAAUACCCCAUGGCAGGGCAAGGAUCAAACGGGGUGGAAAAUCAUCCAGCCCUGUUGCAUUCUGGGUAUGGUUCAGUCAGUGCCUUUGGUACAUCUUUUUUUGGCCUCCUCUGUUGUUUUCUUGGUGUUUUUAACCCUUUAGUUUUCAAAAAGCUGUCAGUCGAAUCUGCAAAACAAAUCCCGGUAAAUUCAUAGCGCUUUAACGUUGAAAUCCUGCAUAUUGUACAUAAGUUUUAAUAUAUUUUAAUGCCCUUUUCAAAGAAACGAGUAAAAGGACAAAAAAGAAAGCUGCAGUAUCCCUUUUUUCUUGGGUUGUAUGUUGUAAAUACAAUCGUCCGACUGUUUUGUGAAAGUGAAACGUGUGCUUUUUCCGUCCUGUUUGGUUAUUUUGCUACGUUUCCAAAAGAUGCAGCCCUUGCUCAAAACAGAUGUUGAUACAAAUCCAGCGCGCAUUUCAUCAUGGGAACAUAAACGCAUUUCAGAGGCGAGUUUUAUUCACCUGGAUUACAGAUUUAUAAUCAUCAUAUCCUCUAUAAUCACAUUCAGAAUGUCUGUUUAUCCAGCAUACCAAAAAAAAGAAAAAAUUGAUGAUCAUCAUUGCCUUGAUUGCUUUGAUUUGAGGUUUCAUCAAAGUGCUUCUUUCACCAUCCGUCGAGCUUGAAUGCAUGUGCUCUCGAGUAAAACUCUCAUUUUAAGAGUGGUGCUAUUAAAUGUUCUCACGCAUCGCUUCGCAAGCGUUCUGUCAUUGGCCUUGUGUCUGUACCAAAGGACUGUUGCCUCAAACUGCAGGGUCCAAUCACAACAGCCCAUUCUCUUCUGAAUCUGGAGACCAGCUCAUCUCGUUGUCAUUGGCUCGACGGUUUGGAUUCUGGACCGCUGGGUGGGUCUGAUUUUAGCAAUGCCAUACACACGUAGUUUAACCGAUAACAGGGCUUCACUGCUGACAAUACUAAUGUUUUCUACAGGUUUCUCGGUAUGUUCAUGUACUGUGCUGUAUACUGUGGCCAACACUUCUGUUUUCCCCUUUCUUUCCGGUAGUUUCCGAGGACAUGAAUCCUCGUGUCGAUGCUACAUGUGUGUCAGCUGAAGCUGUAUAAAGGCCGACUGGCUUCAGUCGGGAUUCUGUGAGAAAAGCAUACUGUAGCAUUAACGAAAAAGAAACAAUGUUGCACUGAUCGAUAUAUUUGAUGAAGUUUAUGUGUUUAUAGCAUUCAUUUGUAAAAAAAGACAACUGAAAUAAAAAAGACAGUGUUCAUUUUUUUAAUAUAGUUUCAGAAUAUGUAAUAUGAUUCUGAAAUGGUCAAUAAUCGAGAUGUUUUCAUUAUUGAAAAAGGUAUACAGAUUUCCUAUAGUAAAGCUCCCAUUUACCUGACCCUGAUCCUCUUUUGGUUUUUGUACUGUCGGUAAAAUUUUGUGCUGAUUCUUUUUUUUUUUUCUUUUUACAAGAAGAUGCGGAAGCAAAGAAAACUUUUAUUUUCAAUACUGCCUCUGUACGUUGCUGUUGUAGGAAGGGAAAAAAUGAAUAAAAAACAGCAAGGCCUUAAAAUGGAUAUCAAUGUUUUGUAUCUGAACAUCUGCAUCACGAAAGAAAAUCUCCUCCACAUCUGCUCUGUUUCUGAUCAAAUCAGAUCGACUGACAUAUUCCAAAGAUUCAGCUCCAAUAAAUGUGUUCUGAAACUUU